CAAACCCUACGUUCAUCAUUCCUUGCUGCAGUAGGAGGAUGGCGAGCAGGCGAGCGAGCGAGGACCGUGGCUGGCAGGCUCACUGGUGGACCCCAGAUCCAGGUCCAGGAUUCUGUCUGGUCAGUGAAAUCGAACGCUUUUUGUGGCCAUGCGUGGCGUUGGAUGGAAAUCGAACCAUUGGCAGGCCUGGGAAUCCUGGAAAAGUGCGGAAGCUAGAAAGGGGCAGUAAUCGCGGGCCAGUGAUGCAAACCUCUGAUGCUUCGAGGGUUCGAGGGAUACGUGAGGAGCGAAUCAGAUGCCGGAAUGCAGCGACAGAGAGCGACACCGGCCGAGGCUGAAACUGCACGCACGCGCGGUGGGUUCCCGUGUCAUGUGACCGAAGUCAGCCAACCAGCCAGGGUAGGGAUUUGGCUUGGAGGGGCUUGGAGGGGCUCGGGUCCCCAAGGGUUUGUUGCCUUCUCUUGCUAUCAGCGUGGAAAUCGGGCGCAGGCAUUCUGAGAUAGGUUCAUUGCACCUAUUUCUACGGCGCGACUCUGACAUCGAUGAAUUUUCGUCCAGCGCGGCUUGGGUCCUUCUAAGCUCGGCGCAGAGAGGGGUGGCAUGAGUUCGAAAAGAGAAUCCCGCAGUCGCGUUCUUGAAGCAGGUGCAAAGAUUGGCGCAUCUAACUGGGGGAAGGGGGCAGGCUCGAUUGGGCUGGCAUAGUUUGGUUCGGUCGUGGGGAAGUGGGAGACAUUGGCAUUGGGGUCGUGGAAGUGAAAUGGCAGACCAGCUCAGGGCAUCUGUCGCCCUGAGCUCUGCACCUGCUUUGACUCUCCAGCACUCGCCCAAGGGUUUCAGCCCACUCUGUGUUCCGAUCCCCCGUCGAAAUUCUCUCUCUGCUGCUCCCUCGCGGUUGAAUUUAGUCUCUGGCCGAUUGCCAAAUGGUGGUGGUUGUGGAUCCGCAGCGGUGCAGGGCAGGUGUUGCUUAGAUUUUCAGUCGUCUUUUUUGAGGGAUGGUGCCUUCCAGUCUCAUCUUCAUGGGUCCCUGUCGUCGUCGUCGUUUGGCGGAAGCACGAGUAAGCGGAGGACUGGAGUGGCCAGAGCUGCUGGGCCUGCGGGGACGGGCAUUCGUAAAACUGCCACAGGAGGCACUGUGCCAACUAAGCCGGGCCAGUUUCUUUUAAUCGGCAUUGCUGUCGCGUACAUGUCUCUCAUCGUCAUCAUUCCAUUUCUCAAUGUCUUCGUGCAGGCAUUUUCCUUCGGAAUAAGACCAUUUAUCAACAACCUUUUGGAUCCUGCGUUUCAGAGCGCGGUGAGGAUGACCCUCACCGUUGCAGGCAUUGUUCUCCCUAUAAACACAAUUUUCGGACUCAUCAUCGCUAUUUGGGUCACUCGACAUGAUUUCCCUGGAAAGGCUUUACUUUUGAGUGCCAUCGAUUUACCCUUCUCCAUAUCUCCAGUCGUCGUUGGGCUUAUGCUUAUGCUCCUUUACGGUCGCCAGGGCGUCUUCGCACCUUGGUUACGAGCUACGAAUCUCGAAAUUGUUUUUGCGCUUCCUGGCAUGAUUAUUGCAACGUGCUUUGUUACCCUUCCAUUCGUUGUCCGGGAGGUUAUUCCCGUAUUGCAAGAGAUGGACCCUUAUGAGGAGGAAGCCGCCCGCACCAUGGGAGCCAAUGAUUGGGAGGUAUUUUGGCAGGUGACACUUCCGAAUAUUCGACUUGGAUUACUGUAUGGAAUAACUCUUUGCAACGCUAGGGCCAUGGGAGAAUUUGGAGCUGUGUCGGUGAUAUCCGGCAACAUCAUAGGGCGAACUCAGACCCUUACACUCUUCGUCGAAGCAGCUUACAAGGAAUAUAAUACGCAAGGGGCCUUUUCUGCUGCUUUGCUACUCUCCGUCUUUGCUGUAAUUACCCUCUUUAUUAAGACAAAGUUGGAGGAUGAACGAACGAAGCAGCUGUCGGUAAGAUAGCGGUUGCUUGCUGGAGAUUUACUGUUGGUCCAGAAGGCAUUAAUGAGUUCCCUUACCAGGCAUGUGGAUGAAAUGCACUGUACCAUAUUUUUCCCCUCCAGGUGUUAUACAAAACGACAUCACGGUGGCAUAUCAUUGCGUCUUUUUCAUCUUCUCCUACCUUUUUCGACGUUGUAUGUCUCUUCUGAAUUUCUUUACGGCAUAUUGAGUUCACGUACCAAGAGCAAGUCCAGAAUUCAGCGUUCUAUAAAAUCUAUGCGUAUGACCUCGCCGUUAGAGUGAGAUGAAGCCACGAAGCGAAGGUUUAACUCGUCACAGAUAAUAUUCUUUUUGUUUUCUCUUCUCGUCAACACAUUUCUUUAUGCAGGUUUAUUCAGCUCCAGCUCAGAAAUUUUUUCGACAUCAUCGCAUAGCAUUUGAUUCCCUCCACUUCUGGGCCCUCAAUUCCUUCGCCUCUGGUAGCUCAAUUCAUGGCUCAUGAUGUUGCAGAGAGUUGUUUUGUUUAAAUUGAACUUGUCAGAAAUCCUGCUGGUUCACUCCGC
Marchantia polymorpha subsp. ruderalis is the source of this 2490-nucleotide messenger RNA. The record is from the annotation of a GenBank genome assembly. Lineage: Eukaryota; Viridiplantae; Streptophyta; Marchantiopsida; Marchantiales; Marchantiaceae.